Paracoccidioides brasiliensis Pb18 is the source of this 189-nucleotide messenger RNA. RefSeq lists its product as uncharacterized. The coding region runs from base 1 to 189 and encodes 62 amino acids. The record is from RefSeq and is a predicted model, not a curated record. The transcript has 2 exons.
AUGUCUAAAGAUGAUUCGCCCGUCCGUCAAUUGCCAACAGACGUGACCGGAAGCAUAUACUUCCAUGGCCCAUUCGAAAACUUUAUUCUGGCCUGGAUUGUGGCGCCGACAAAACGGUUCACAACGUUUCCAGCUAAUCUUCUCAUACUCCGAAGUGCCCCAGGAAACCUGAAAGGCAAGCAAGUGUAG